Neurospora crassa OR74A is the source of this 1007-nucleotide messenger RNA. RefSeq lists its product as hypothetical. The record is from RefSeq and is a predicted model, not a curated record. NCBI's taxonomy places the organism in Eukaryota, Fungi, Ascomycota, Sordariomycetes, Sordariales, Sordariaceae. The coding region runs from base 1 to 990 and encodes 329 amino acids. The transcript is spliced from 4 exons.
AUGUCAAUCGAUGGUAGUCGCGUUGGGAUCGCGAUCGCCGUCGGUGGAUUUGUUUGUUCGUCCUUGCCGCACGUUAUACUGGGGAUUUCUGGUGGGUUUUCGGCGGGCUUAGCGGGCAUUCUUUUGAAGAGCGGGGCUCAGGAGAUAGUGGACCCUUGGAUGCUGAAAGGGUCCACUAGCGCCCAUGUCUUCGUGCGGGCCCAGUACAUGAUUGGUUCUCAAGAGCAGUCCACUUUACUCAGAACGACGGGGGCAGUCCUCUUCAGAACCAAAGCGAACCACAAGAGUGGACUUAUGACGAAUGCCAAGCGCCCCACCUCUUAUCCGCUGUCGGGUUCGGUCCUGUCCCCCCACCAGUGGGCGCCGGAAAAGAAGGGAGAAUGGAUGCCUCGACGACCUCGUGUAAGUCGCGGCGUCCGGGUGCCCCUGACGGUGCAACGUCAGGCACAAGGAAAACCCGACGGCCGCAAGUUGGACGCUAACAAGAACAGUGGACAAUUCAACUCGGUUGACUACCUAGUACGGGCAAUGAUCGUGGCGAACCACAGCAGCAGCCAGGCUUACAAACCUAAGCCGGUGCUUUCAAUGGCUUCAGAUUUGUCUGCCGUCGCCAACAGGCCAAGUGUUGAAACCGAGAAGGGUUGCUUGCUGGGUCCGUUACGCAAACGGGCCGUAGCCGCGAGGACCGUCAUUGUCCGUGGAUACUGGCGACUUACAAAUGAACACCCCGGUCAGCAAGGAGACAAGCCACACCCGACACAUGCCUGCCAUUUGCGACCUCCUUCAACCUACCAGAACCGUCACUUAUUCGUGAAGGCCCACUCAAUAUGGACGAUCAACCUCAAUACUUGCCAUUUCUUGUUCAAGCAACGGGACCGGGAUGUUGAGUUCACUUGCACUUGGCCUUCUCCGUAUCUUGCACAGUACACCAGAGAAACUGAAGCGCAGGGAGAACAAGUGAGGGCCCUGCGUAACGAAGUAGGUAGGUAGGUACCUACGUAGCCAAA